Messenger RNA from Peronospora belbahrii, 297 nucleotides. Lineage: Eukaryota; Oomycota; Peronosporomycetes; Peronosporales; Peronosporaceae. The record is from the annotation of a GenBank genome assembly.
AUGAAUCGUACGAAUACAACUAGUGAUCAACAAGAUGAGGAUACGCCACCUUUAUCCAACAUGACUGACGUCCAUGUCGCGUGGCUCAGCGCUGGUGCCAAUGACGACGUGGCUUCGAUGCGCCAGCUAAAAAGUCAAUUUCCGGAAUGGCUUGGAUUGCAGCGGGUCGUAGGCGAUGAAACGUCGAGCUUGGCGUCUCGACAUCGUUCCUACAGCUGGACGGAAUUUCACUUGGAUACGAUCGGUGCAUCGGCGCUCCACACUUCGGCCUGGAAUGGAGAGCUCAAUACCAUGUAG